Messenger RNA from Tupaia belangeri chinensis (Chinese tree shrew), 831 nucleotides. RefSeq names its product even-skipped homeobox 2 (gene EVX2). Gene Ontology annotation, cellular component: nucleus. Gene Ontology annotation, biological process: regulation of transcription by RNA polymerase II. The record is from RefSeq and is a predicted model, not a curated record. Gene Ontology annotation, molecular function: RNA polymerase II cis-regulatory region sequence-specific DNA binding; DNA-binding transcription factor activity, RNA polymerase II-specific. Lineage: Eukaryota; Metazoa; Chordata; Mammalia; Scandentia; Tupaiidae.
AUGAUGGAAAGAAUAAGAAAAGAGAUGAUUCUGAUGGAGAGAGGGCUGCACAGCCCCACGGCCGGCAAGAGGUUCUCCAAUUUGUCCGACUCGGCUGGCAAUGCUGUGCUCGAGGCCCUGGAAAAUUCGCAGCACCCGGCUCGCCUCAGCCCGCGCUUGCCGUCCACUCCCCUGCAUGGCGCUCUGGGAGACCUCCCCGCCAAGGGCAAAUUCGAAAUAGACACUUUGUUCAACCUGCAGCACCCGGGCAGCGAAAGCACCGUCUCCUCCGAAAUCGCCUCCGCCGCUGAGAGCCGCAAGAAGCCGGGCCAUUAUUCCGAGGCGGCCGCCGAGGCCGACAUGAGCAGCGACGUGGAGGUGGGCUGCUCCGCGCUGCGCUCCCCCGGCGGCCUGGGCGCCGCGCCGCUCAAGGAAAACAAUGGCAAAGGGUACGCGGAGAGCGGCUCGGCCGCCGGCACCACGACGUCGGCUUCGGGCUCGGGCCUCGGCAGGCUGCCUGGAGGCGGAGGGGGGGGGGGGCGGGGGGGCACCGCGCUGGGAGGCUCCGGCUCUGGUGCGGAUCAGGUGCGGCGCUACCGUACAGCGUUCACCCGCGAGCAGAUAGCACGCCUGGAGAAGGAGUUCUACCGGGAGAACUACGUGUCGCGGCCCCGCCGGUGCGAGCUGGCGGCUGCACUCAACCUGCCGGAAACCACCAUCAAGUCGGACUUCGGCUGUAGCGCCGCUGCGCCGCGCUCAGAGAGCGGUUUCCUGCCCUACUCCGCCGCGGUGCUUAGCAAGACCGCAGUGAGCCCGCCGGACCAGAGGGACGAGGCGCCGCUCACCAGAUAA